GUCACGCCCCCAACCAUAUCGCCAACCACUCCAGAGACUUUUACGCUUGUCCGUACAAAAAAAGCACAAAACCCAAUGUCUGUUCUUUCGGACUCGUUUGAUGACUCAGUUCCUCAAUCUGAGUCAAAUCGCCCAUUUGAGGACGAUAACGGUGGUUACGUCGACUACAGUUCCCAACAGUUCGAUUCUUUCUCCGGUGGAGAUGAAGUUUUCGAGUCGCAUCAGCCGGUGUAUGGUGUUGGCGAAGAGUUCGAGCCGGAGGAGAAUGGAAAGGAAUUCGAUGGACAGUUUGGUGGAUCGGACGGUCCGAUUUUGCCGCCUCCAUCAGAGAUGGGAAUCGAGGAGGGAUAUGCGCUUAGAGAAUGGAGAAGAGAGAAUGCUAUAAGACUGGAGGAAAAGGAGAAGCGGGAAAAAGAGCUAUUGAACCAAAUAAUCCUUGAAGCUGAUGAAUACAAGGUUGAGUUCUAUAGGAAGAGGGCGAUCACGUGUGAGAAUAAUAAAGCCACUAACAGGGAAAAGGAGAAGGUAUUUGUGGCUAACCAGGAGAAAUUCCAUGCGGAGGCAGAUAAGAAUUAUUGGAAGGCCAUUGCAGAGCUCAUUCCUAAUGAAGUGCCAGCCAUAGAGAAAAAGAGAGGGAAGAAAGAUCAGGAGAAGAAGCCCGGAAUAGUUGUGAUUCAAGGUCCAAAGCCAGGGAAACCAACUGAACUCUCAAGGAUGCGCCAGAUACUUAUAAAAUUGAAGCACAAUACACCUCCUCACCUAAAGCAUGCUCCACCACCUGCGGCAGCCCCAGCAAAAGAUGCGAAAAAGAGUGAUGAUGCAGCUGGUACUGCUUCUGCCAAGGCUGCUGCUGCUGUGACAACCACUCCUGAGACUGUAGCUGUAGCUUGAUUGUUUCUUACGGACGUCAUCAUUAGUUUUUACAUAUAAAAGCUUUUGUUACACUUUACCUUGUAGUGUAGCUUCAGGCUUGUCUAGUGGACAUGGUACUGGUACAAGGGAAUAUUAAGAUUGUGAAAAACUUGGUCGUUUAGAUUA
Manihot esculenta (cassava) is the source of this 1038-nucleotide messenger RNA. Its product is annotated as clathrin light chain 2. Bases 76 to 891 code for a protein of 271 amino acids. The record is from RefSeq and is a predicted model, not a curated record. The transcript is spliced from 3 exons. Gene Ontology annotation, biological process: clathrin coat assembly; intracellular protein transport; clathrin-dependent endocytosis. Gene Ontology annotation, cellular component: clathrin coat of trans-Golgi network vesicle; plasma membrane; clathrin coat of coated pit. Gene Ontology annotation, molecular function: clathrin heavy chain binding; structural molecule activity. Lineage: Eukaryota; Viridiplantae; Streptophyta; Magnoliopsida; Malpighiales; Euphorbiaceae.